AUGGCCGCCAACAAGGGGGCCUGCACCAACCCGCCAUACGAGCUUCUCUACUGGCCCGGCAUCCCAGGUCGCGGCGAGUUCAUCCGCCUCGCCUUUGAAGCAGCGGGCGUGUCCUACAAAGACACAGCCAACGAGUCUGAAAAUGGCGUUAAAGAGGUAAUCGCCCUCAUCGACCCCUCGUCCACCGGCACGGACGGCAACCCACCGCUCUUCGCGCCCCCCGCACUACGCAUCCUGAGCGCCAGCCCCGGUGACGCAGCGCUCAUAAUCUACCAAACGCCCUCGAUCCUCUCCUACCUAGGCCCUAAGCUCUCACUCGCCGGGUCCAAUGAGGCAGAAGCACAGUGGAUCCUGUCCCACACGCUGACAGUGCUGGACCUCAACAACGAAGCGCACGACGUGCACCACCCGAUUGCCGUCGCGAAAUACUACGAGGAGCAGAAGGAGGAAGCGUUGAAGAAGGCAGCGGACUUCAGGGCGGUGCGGGUACCUAAGUUUCUGGGCUUUUUUGAACGCGUGUUGAAGGGUAACGAAGAGAAGGGGCAGGGCAAGUAUCUUGUGGGUGGGAAGCUGAGUUAUGCGGAUACGACGUUGUGGAAUGUACUGAGUGGUUUGCUGUUUGCGUUUCCCAAGGAGAUGGAGGCGAGGAAGAGCGACUACAAGUUGCUGUUUGGGACGUUCUACGAUAGCUUGAGGGAGACAAGUGGUGUGAAGGAAUACUUGGCGAGUGACAGAAGGAAGCCUUUCAACAUGGGUGUGUUCAGACACUACCCUGAGCUGGACCGUCAGUAG
Molecule: messenger RNA, 792 nt
Organism: Didymella exigua CBS 183.55
Lineage: Eukaryota; Fungi; Ascomycota; Dothideomycetes; Pleosporales; Didymellaceae
Product: glutathione S-transferase
Exons: 2
Coding region: 1-792 (263 amino acids)
Biological process (GO): glutathione metabolic process
Molecular function (GO): glutathione transferase activity
Source: RefSeq, a predicted model, not a curated record